GCUCUCUCCUUUUUAUUAACAGCUGAUGCCUUCAAAACAUAUUCGAAAUAUGGUGUGUCCAAGUGAUUCCACUGCUUCCGGUUUUGAUAUCCUUAAUAUCAAAGACUAUAUUUUAGAAAAAUAUGUGCCUCCAAAGCUGUCGGAUCCCAUUUACUCGGUUGUCUUUGUGGACGGCAUUGUUGAAAACAAGCUCACGUUUAAACAUUCACAGCUCCGAUGUACUGAACUAGUUUGGCCGUUUAGCAGAACAGGAGCUGUGCCAAUGCAAGUACCUAUUAAAGCAGCACAGAUCUUGGCCGAAGCUGACGAUGAAUUAAAAGGAAAGCGGAUAUUGGAAAUAACGCUUGAUAUGGUAUCAUAUCAAACAGCCGAAGACUAUUUUCAACCUGGUGAUACAAUUGGCAUACUACCAAUCAACAACAUAAAAGAUGUGCAAUUACUGCUGAAACACAUGCAGCUUACAAACAACAUUGAAGAUAUAUUCCAACUGCUGAUUUCUACAAAGUGCAGCAAAAAAACUGCAAAACUGCCAACAUACAUUCCAACUCAUUGCAAACCAUAUCGAUUAUUACGUGAUUGCUUAAACAUACAUGCCAUACCGAAAAAACAAUUCCUUAAUGUUUUAGCCAAUUGUUGUGAAAAUAAUGAUGAACGCGCCUUUCUAUGCACUUUAUCCUCAAAGGAAGGUAGCAGUUACUACAACGAACUGAUUUUAGAACGUGGCCUUAAACUUCUCGAAUUGCUUGAAUUAUGUCCUUCCUGUAAACCUACAUUAGAAGUACUUAUUGAGCAUCUACCGCGCUUAUUGCCUCGUCCCUACUCAAUAGCGAAUAGUCCUGUUGGGAAUGAUUUGAAACUUAUCUUCUCAAUACUCCCGGAAAAACCUGGUGUUACAACAGAUAUGUUAAACAAUCUGGCGACAUCUUUACUCAACACUGCGAAUCCUUCAGAGUUGCCAAAAAUUACAAUGUAUGCACGACUACCAAAUCAAUUUCGUUUUACCUCACAAGAAGCCAACGAAAGAAAUCACAUUCUAAUCGGUGUAGGCACAGCCUUAGCACCUUUUUUAGGUUUUCUAGAACUAAAGGAACAACUACUUGCGAAUGCAACAUUUAAAACGUUAGGCGAUACAUGGCUUUUUGCAGGUGCCAUCAAUGAAACGCACCUACCAUGCAGAGAACGUAUAUUAGCAUAUAAAGAAGCUGGAGUGCUACAACGCUACUUUGAGAGUUUUUCCCGUGUGCUGAGUGCCUCCUUUCACUAUGUUCAGGAACAAUUAUUGGCUCAUGCAAGCGAAUUUGUAGAGUUUUUGAUGCAAGAAAAUACUGUGCUAUACAUCUGUGCUGAUGGUGGAUCGAUAUCGAAGUCAAUAGAAAAAGCAAUUAUGGAAUGUUUGGUACAAGUUAAACAUAUAACACUCGAUGAAGCGUCUCAAGAGUUAAAAUUAUUUAAAGGAAAUGGCAAAUAUCGUGAAGAUUUGUGGCUGUAAUUGACUUGAAUUUCAUAACAAAGACAACACAUUAUGAGUAUGAGUUGGUUAAAUAAGGGCAGUUGCAUAUUAACAUACAUACGUAUGUGCUUAUGUAUGUGUGAAUAGCUAUGUAUGUUUAUUGUAAAGAGUCUCUUGAAAUGUGUAAUAUAUGUGCAUAGAAAAAAUGUAUGGUAAAUUAGUAAUCGAAUAAUAAUUUUUGGAACAACAAAA
Molecule: messenger RNA, 1702 nt
Organism: Bactrocera neohumeralis
Lineage: Eukaryota; Metazoa; Arthropoda; Insecta; Diptera; Tephritidae
Product: methionine synthase reductase
Exons: 3
Coding region: 26-1489 (487 amino acids)
Biological process (GO): homocysteine metabolic process
Cellular component (GO): cytosol
Molecular function (GO): FMN binding; [methionine synthase] reductase (NADPH) activity; flavin adenine dinucleotide binding
Source: RefSeq, a predicted model, not a curated record